Messenger RNA from Musa acuminata AAA Group (dessert banana), 2418 nucleotides. RefSeq names its product 3-ketoacyl-CoA synthase 4. The coding region runs from base 144 to 1706 and encodes 520 amino acids. The transcript has 3 exons. Lineage: Eukaryota; Viridiplantae; Streptophyta; Magnoliopsida; Zingiberales; Musaceae. Gene Ontology annotation, biological process: fatty acid biosynthetic process. Gene Ontology annotation, cellular component: membrane. Gene Ontology annotation, molecular function: acyltransferase activity, transferring groups other than amino-acyl groups. The record is from RefSeq and is a predicted model, not a curated record.
CAACAAAGACGUGCUUGACCAUAAGGCAGGUGGGAAGGGUUCGAGAGAGUCCGCCUCGCCCUUCCUCCCUCUCUCUCUCUCUCUCUCUCUCUCUCUCUCUCUGGCUCAGAUCCUUAGACACCUUAUUGGCUAAAGCAGCAAGGAUGGAGGGAGGGGGAGCGGCGGCGGCGGUUGAGCAAGCUCCGGUGCUGCCGCGGCGGGAGAGUCGGCGGCUGCCGGACUUCUUGCAGAGCGUGAACAUCAAGUACGUGAAGCUGGGCUACCACUACCUCAUCACCCACCUGCUGGCCCUGCUGCUAAUCCCGCUGAUGGUGGUGAUCCUCUUGGAGGCCGCGCAGACCGAACCCGACGACCUCCGGCAGUUGUGGCUCCACCUCCAGUACAACCUCGUCAGCGUCUUGGUCUGCUCCGCCUUUCUCGUUUUUGGCGCCACCGUUUACAUCAUGACCCGGCCCCGCCCCGUGUACCUCGUUGACUACGCCUGCUACCGCCCGCCGCCGAAGCUCCAGGUUCCCUUCCGACGCUUCAUGAAGCACUCGCAGCUCUCCGGCGAGUUCAACGAGUCCUCUCUCGAGUUCCAGCGCCGGAUCCUCGAGCGCUCGGGUCUCGGCCAGGAGACCUGCCUGCCCUCCGCCCUGCACUACAUCCCGCCCCGUCCCUCCAUGGCCUACGCCCGCGAGGAAGCCGAGGAUGUCAUGUUCGGCGCCCUCGAUACCCUCUUCAGGAACACCGGCGUCAAGCCCAAGGACGUCGGGAUCCUCGUCGUCAACUGCAGUCUCUUCAACCCCACCCCGUCUCUUUCCGCCAUGAUCGUCAACCGCUACAAGCUCCGCGGCAACAUCAAGAGCUUCAACCUCGGUGGCAUGGGUUGCAGUGCCGGCGUCAUCUCCAUUGACCUCGCGCGGGAUCUCCUCCAGGUCCACCGCUCCACCUACGCCGUCGUGGUCAGCACCGAGAACAUCACCCAGAAUUGGUACUUCGGCAACCGCAAGUCCAUGCUCAUCCCCAAUUGCCUGUUCCGCGUUGGCGCCGCUGCCGUGUUGCUCUCCAACCGCACGGUGGAUCGCCGGCGUGCCAGGUACAAGCUUGUCCAUGUCGUCCGCACGCACCGUGGUGCCGACGACAAGGCCUUCCGUUGCGUGUACCAGGAGCAGGACGAGGCUGGCAAGGUCGGCGUGUCCCUCUCCAAGGAGCUCAUGGCCAUCGCUGGGGAAGCGCUCAAGAUCAACAUCACUACCCUUGGCCCCCUCGUCCUUCCAAUUAGCGAGCAACUCCUCUUCUUCGCGACCCUCGUGGCCAAGAAGCUCUUCAAUGGCAAGGUGAAGCCCUAUAUCCCGGACUUCAAGCUUGCCUUUGACCACUUCUGCAUUCAUGCCGGCGGAAGGGCCGUAAUCGAUGAGCUAGAGAAGAAUCUGCAGCUCCGGCCUGAGCAUGUGGAGGCUUCCCGGAUGACCCUUCACAGGUUUGGCAACACCUCCUCCAGCUCCAUCUGGUAUGAGCUCGCUUACACUGAGGCAAAGGGGCGGAUGCGGAAGGGCCACCGUGUUUGGCAGAUUGCCUUCGGGAGUGGGUUCAAGUGUAAUAGUGCUGUGUGGCAGGCGCUUCGUAGUGUCAAGCCCUCUCCAGAUGGUCCAUGGGAGGACUGCAUCCAUAGGUACCCUGUAGAGAUUGUCGAUGGAUUUCCUCAGCCACCACAGGAGCAAUAGUGGCUUCCUCAGAAACUUGGCAAAAUGAUAGUAUUAUCUGGUUAGGCAAUUCCCUUUGUGAGAUCGUUAGGCCAUUCUUCACAAAGAUGUCAUCUGCCUAUUGUUUCCUCUGUGAUCUGAUCAUGGACGUCAUGAGGUCAGCUGUCUUUGUAAUGUCUUUAGUGUCUAGCUGCAUCAGAUGGAAGAAUUGCUGUUUGACAGCAAUGUGCAUUCAAAGGAAAAAAUUCUGUGGAUUUUCAAGCUGGUCAUCCUCUCAAAAUGUUCUGUGGUUGAUAUUUCUGUUGGCUUGAUUUCAGGUUCUGAUUGUCCGACAUUGAUGCAAAUUUGGAGCCAACCGAAGUCCUACUCUAUAUAUGUCUCUGAGUGAUGUGGCGUUGAACGAAGAGAAAUCUGAGUCGAGACCCUACGAUAUUAUGUCGGCGGAAUACCCAACUAAGUCCUCGUAUUGAAGUUCCUUCGGAUUCGAAGGAUUCAACCAAGUGUGAGAUUGUCUGAGAGUAAAUGUAUUUGAAAAAUUCUAGUAUCGGAGAACGUACUCGAAUGAUCUUUUUAAAGUGUGAUUUAGCACUGUUGUAUUUGAGGUCAUGGUUAAAUGUUUGAAGCGUUUACUCUUUAACUCAAACAUGGGGUAAUUGCCGGUUGGGUCAACUUUUUUGUGUAGAGCUAAACUGGUUAUUAUGUCAUACGAAAAAUGACGAUGAGGCAUUGGUCA